AUCCAUGUUGAUACCAAUUACCAACCGUAAGAUAACUCAGUGUUGCUAACAAGUUUGCAGUUUAGUUUAAACUUCAUCAAAAGCAUGAAAUCUGCUUUCGUUUUGUUGUGUUUGGCAUGUUUGCCUUUGGUAAUAUUAGGUGCCAUAAAUGACUUCGUUUAUCCAGUCGGUGACCCUAGGCGAUGUUUUGAGGGCAUGAAUAGCCAAAUUGUAAGGUUUGAGGUUAUUCCCGGCGGUGGAUGGGACAAUUUGAGAAACAAAGAACUGGGUAUGGUGAUGGGCCUUAACUACUCUAGGUGCAAAACAACCGAAGACGGAAGAUUUCUUAUUCCGGAUGGUACACGAACAGUUCCACAGAAAAACAGCAAAAUUGAUUCGUACGCAGAGUUGAUUGAGCACUGGGAUGAUUUCACUAGUACUCUGUCAAGGACAAUAAAUGUGGGAGCUGGUGGGGCAUAUGAUGGUGUAGCAAUCAGCGGGAAAUUUUCUGACGAAUAUGAAGAAGUAAAGAGUAAACAAUAUAAUGAUAAGACUGCCACCACUCGUUUACAGGUGCGAUAUGUUCAAUAUACAGUUAAUAUGGAGCCAGACACGCCAUUAAAUGAAGCAUUUAAAGCACGUCUUCGCAAGAUAGCAGCACAUUUAACUCUAAACCGCACAGACAUGGCUCGUUUUGAGAGUCAACUACUUGUUCGAGACUUUGGAACGCACGUGACUACAAGUUUAGACGUGGGGGCUGCUCUAGUUCAGACAGAUGAACUAUCAGCUGACUAUGUAAAAGACCACGAACAGACCAAGCAAACCAUUCUGGCUGCAGCAAGUGCUAACUUCUUUGGAAUAGUCAAUUUCGAUGUAGGAUAUUCUCAAACAUCACAGCAAAGCGAUACGACCGCGUAUGCACAAAGCCGAACAAGUUCAAAAGUUAUGGCGUUUGGUGGACCAAUCUUCAGGCCAAUGAAUUUUACAGCGAAUAACUGGACUGACGCUAUUCAAACCGACUUAGUUGCACUGGACAGAUCUGGAGAUCCAAUAUAUUAUGUCAUCAAUGACAGAAGUCUCCCAAACGUUCAUCAAUCCGUAAUUCAAGAUGUAUACGACCUAGUCCAGGAUGCGGUGAACUUAUACUAUGAACACAAUAUUCGUCGUGGCUGCACUAACCCAGAGUCACCAAAUUUCAGUUUUCCUGCAAACUACGACGAUGGAACGUGUAUGCCUCCAAUGACAAAUUUUUCUUUCGGCGGUGUUUACCAAGAAUGUUCAGGAAACGGAUCUGACCUUUGUAAAGGUAUGGCACAAAACAAUCCCAAAACCGGUUCUGCGAGUUGCCCAAAUGGAUACAAGUCAAUGCUCUUAAAUCACGGCCUGUUGCAGCAAUCAAAAUCGAACAAAGAAUGCCAUACAUGCUGGCUGUUUUUCCAAUGUUGCCAUUGGGUAACAGAUAGUGCGACAGCAGAAUAUUCCGCGUACUGGUGUGCUGCCACUGGAAAAGAGCCACCAGAUAGUGGAUACCUCUUCGGCGGUCUAUACACAUCCAAUAUGGUCAACAGUUACACAAAGAGUAGAAGUUGUCCCAAAAAUUAUUACCCGCUCCAAAUAUUGUCAGAACUGACUGUAUGUGUAAGCGAUGACUAUGAACAAGGUUAUGAGUACUCACUGGCAUUUGCCGGUUUCUUCACUUGCCGAAGAGGAAACCCGUUAGCACAACUUGAAAAUGAUAACAGCACCGGAAAGACAAGUCAGUUAGCAUCAUAUAUGACAAAUGCGGGAGUGUAUCCUCAUGCUUGUCCGAAAGGCUACAGUCAACAUUUGGCUACGGUUGACAAUCAAUGCAAUAUCAACUACUGUAUUAAAACGGGUAAUUUGUCCGAGAAAAGUCUUCCAAAAGUACUGCGACCACCGUUUAUGAAAGCGCCUAGAGACGGGUACAUGGAUGUUCUUGACACCGCUUUCGUUGUCAAUAGUGACGGAGAUCUCUGGACUAUCAAAGAAAGGGCAAAAAAAGAUGUACCUAUGUUUCUGGAGCAGCUUGGAUUGAGCAACUACAUAACAACACAAAGCCCUACGCAGUCAUUUAGCGAAGAGGAGCAUGGCCAUUAUACGAGUCCAAGAAAAUUAUCUAGCAGAUGGAUUGCCUUUAUAUCCGUUUCAGCAACCCUUCUUUGUAUUUUGGUGGGAUCAGGAAUCAUUGUAACCAUGAGACGUAGACGGAAUCGAAAUUCGGAUUUAAACGAUCAUCAAUACAUGAUUAAACAUACUUACGGAAAAAUGGGUGAUACACCAAAAACAAUACAUACACAGCCUUAAAGUAGAAACAAAAAUUGACUUGACGUUCCUUAUUUCUUUAGGUAUUUUCUGAUAAUUUUCUUGCAAAUUAAAUCGUGUGUAAUUUCAGUAAUACGUAUGAAGAAAACAAUAAUUACUUCUCCGUUUUAGGAACAAUAAAGAGGUUCUAUUUUACAAAAUAUGUUUCAUGCUGUAGCUCGUCCUAGUUUGCUCCUUGUGUACAUUGCUUGUAUGGAAAAUAAAUUGAAGGAACAUACAACUUUGUUUGCAGUUCAAUUCCAAUUCCUCGACCUAUUGUUUUGUUUGUUUGUCAUAAUAUCAAAUAUAGUCUGAUUAAACGCUGUAAAUAUG
Molecule: messenger RNA, 2634 nt
Organism: Mercenaria mercenaria
Lineage: Eukaryota; Metazoa; Mollusca; Bivalvia; Venerida; Veneridae
Product: macrophage-expressed gene 1 protein-like
Exons: 4
Coding region: 85-2304 (739 amino acids)
Source: RefSeq, a predicted model, not a curated record